Bacillus rossius redtenbacheri is the source of this 3625-nucleotide messenger RNA. RefSeq names its product serine/threonine-protein kinase ULK2 (gene Atg1). Bases 418 to 2766 code for a protein of 782 amino acids. Gene Ontology annotation, biological process: piecemeal microautophagy of the nucleus; peptidyl-serine phosphorylation; reticulophagy. The record is from RefSeq and is a predicted model, not a curated record. Gene Ontology annotation, molecular function: ATP binding; protein serine/threonine kinase activity. The transcript has 21 exons. Lineage: Eukaryota; Metazoa; Arthropoda; Insecta; Phasmatodea; Bacillidae. Gene Ontology annotation, cellular component: phagophore assembly site membrane; autophagosome; cytoplasm.
UAUUAUUUAAACCACUAUUUGUGUGAAAAUUGGCAAACAUUUAUUUGAUUAAACUAUUUUUGUCUAAAAAAGCUGAUUUGUUUAUUUUGUUUUGCUUUUGUUAUUGUUUGUCAGCCUUACAUCGCAAGCAAGGACAGAUAUUGUGCUAAAGAUGCUGGAUUGUCGCAGCGGUGGAUUUUACAAUGACGAUGUGUUGAUAUUUUCGUAGUGAUGUGGUGUUGUAAAAGGCAUAACAAUGUGAAACCGUGUGGAACUAUUAAUUCUCUCGUUAUUACCACUCCGAAGAAUUAAUAAAUUGUUUUAGUUUAUUGAUCGCCAUUGAUUUAUCACCAUCAACAGUGUUUUUCUUUGUUUAUCAUCUUUUUAUGAAAAAUUUAUUUAUUUUUAUGAAUAUAUUGUUGUGUAUAAUUAAGUAAAAUGGAAAUUGUAGGUGACUAUGAGUACAGUAACAAAGAUUUGAUUGGGCAUGGAGCAUUUGCAGUGGUUUUUAAAGGAAGACAUAGGAAGAACCCAAGUUACGUGGUAGCAAUAAAAAGCAUCACAAAGAAAAAUUUAGCAAAGUCACAAAAUUUGCUUGGAAAAGAGAUCAAAAUCCUGAAGGAGCUCACAGAACUGCAUCAUGAGAAUGUGGUGGCCCUUCUGGACUGCAAGGAAACAUCUCACAAUGUCUUCUUGGUCAUGGAGUUUUGCAAUGGAGGUGACCUGGCGGACUACCUGGGAGUGAAGGGGACGCUCAGCGAGGACACCAUCCGUCUGUUCCUGGUGCAGCUGGCGGGGGCCAUGAGAGCGCUGCAUGCCAAGGGCAUCGUGCACCGUGACCUGAAGCCACAGAACAUCCUGCUGAGCCACAGUGGGGGCAAGGCGUGCCCGCAGCCCCAUGAGAUACGCCUCAAGAUUGCGGAUUUUGGGUUCGCAAGGUUUCUGCAGGAUGGGGUGAUGGCAGCUACGCUUUGUGGCUCUCCUAUGUACAUGGCCCCCGAGGUGAUAAUGUCGCUGCAGUACGACGCAAAGGCAGACCUGUGGAGCCUGGGCACCAUCGUGUUCCAGUGCCUGACCGGCAAGGCCCCCUUCCAGGCCCAGACCCCACAGGCCCUCAAGCAGUUCUACGAGAAGAACUCCAACCUUGCCCCCAAGAUCCCAGCCGGGACGUCGCCGGAGCUGACGGACUUGCUGAACGGCCUGUUGAGGCGCAACGCUCGAGACCGCCUGCCCUUCGACAGCUUCUUCAACCACCCAUUCCUGCAGCGUCGUCAGGAGGUGGCACCCUCGCCACCGCCCCAUCCCACUUCAGUUGAGCUGGCGUCUUCGCCUGGCACCUUGUUUCUGCCCCCGGCGGCCAGCCCCGUGCCGCCCCACUUGGAGUGCAACCCAUCCGAGCCUGGGUCUCCGGUGUCGUGCCGCGGAGAGGCAGACAGCAGCUCCAGCCCAGAGGAGACGGACGACUUUGUGCUAGUGCCUGCCAACAUCCCCUCCGACCACUCCAGUGACAGCGGACACGCAGACAACAGGCACAGGGUGAGCAGAGCCCAUGUGGCGCUGGCCAGCCCCCCUCGCCCCAGUUCCCUGCCCAUCUCGGAGCCAAUACCCGUGCCCACGCAGAAGGAGGCGUACCAGCAGCUGGUGCCCUCCCCGUCUCCCACCAGGAUGGCAAUACCUCGCUCCCAGCCAAUAAACAUGAAACGGAUCAGCGAUAGGACAGCCCCGCCAGACAUCAGCUCAUUGUCUCCACCUUCAGUGCAGUUCAUGCUGGGAACAACGCCCCCCAGCAUUGGCCAGCGCAGGCGUUCUGCCUCGGGCAGUUCCUGCGAGACUCCGCCCCCAGUCACCACCUGGCAGGUGUCCCCCGUGUCCGCUGGCAAGAUAACCCCCUCCCCUUCCCCUUUACGACACUCAGGCACCAGCUCACCACUGCUCUCGGGGCCACUAGCCAUGUUGCCGCCGAUACUCGGCUCCCCAACGCGGGCAUCUGCAGAGAACAACAACCUGCAGUGUUCACCGGUUCUGGCAUUCGGGACUCGUGCUAUGACCCUACCAGAGAUCUCAGUGGGCUGCGGGUUUCAACGGUUGUUCAGUGACCCACCCACCCAGCCCAUGGACGAGCCGAUCAUGUUCCUACCUCCAGAGCUGCCGGAGGAGACGUUACUCGAGCGGGAGCACAACGAGACGCUGGCGAAACUGAACUUUGCCCUGGCGCUGGCGGACUGCGUGCUGGAUGCGGCGGACGCCCGGGCAGCCCCCCUGGCUGCGCUCACCGACAGCACGGCCGGGAUCGCGGGGCGCCAGUCAGAGGGUGGCCGGCGCGCAGAGCAGCUGGUGCUGCUGGUGCGGGCCCUGCAGCUCCUCAGCUCCGCCCUGGGGCUCGCCUCGCAGCAGCUGCGGGCCGCCAAGCUGCGGCCGUCCGCCUCCGUCAAGUCCGUGGUGGCGCAGCUGAACAGCAAGUUCCGGCAGUGCCUGGCCGAGUGCAAGCAGCUCAACACCCCUGGGCUGCUGCAGAAGGCAGGGGUUGAUCCCAGUACCACUAACAUCACAGCAGACCGGCUGCUCUACAACCAUGCCAUCCAUAUUUGCCAGACUGCGGCCCUGGACGAGCUGUUCGACAAGCCCAAGGACUGCUUCCAGAGGUACUCCAUGGCACAGCUGAUCCUGCACAGCCUCGCGCAGACCGUGCACCAUCCCCAGGACCGCGACCUGCUCAUCAAGUACAAAGACGCCGUGGAGAAGCGCUUGUUCGUGCUGGAAGAGAAGGGGCACAUCUACUCCACUUGACCUGCCCUCAGCUGGUCUCCAGGCAAGUCCUCCAGCCGUCUCUCCUGAGCCGUGCCCCACGCUGCUCCACAUAUCACUGCGGCAUCUCCUCGCGUCACUUGUCUUUCCCGUAGACCUUCUGUGUUAGCGUCACUAGCGUACUGUGUAGAUGGGCCGGUGAGCCUCGCUGCGGGGUGUGGCAGCCGAUUGCAGCCUUGGGGGAAAAUGGGGAAUGGAUUGAAAUUUAUUUUCGUCUGCAACCAUUCACCUUUUAGAUAUGAACUUUACUUUCGGGUCUUGCUAAGUUUGGUGAACAUUUUUUAGAAUUGCAUUUUUGUGACUCAAGUAGAAUCAAGGUUUGUUCUGUGAGUAAUAUUGGGUAUGAAAUUGUUGAGGAGUAUGGACAACUGUUAAUGAACUAGGACACAAUAUUUUCCUUCCGUGUAAGUUUUUGAAUUGGUUAUGCAAAUCCAAAUUUUUUUUUUGAGCUGUUACUGCAUCUAAAUAUGUAGAGAAUAAGAUAGUUAGUGGUUCAUUCAGUUUAUUUAAAGUUUUCAUUUAUCAUGUUGCACAUUCGUUUCAUCUUAUUUACCUACUUUAUAGGAAAUGUAUUUUUGAGAAAAUGAAAUAAUGGUAAGUUCAGAUUUAUAAACCAAUACAGUUGUUUAGAUGUGUUUGCUUACAAAAAUGGUCACAGAGGAAAUGUUUUAGCAGUGUAAAAUAAACAAUCAUUGUGUUUUAGGGGUUAUAGGUAAGGCCUGUACUAUUUGGCAUGGAAGGCACUUCCACACCAUGAUGUUAUUUUUAAUUUUAUGAUGUAUUGUUCACCAGGUGGAGGCUUCAAAUAAUUUAUAAAAAAAUAUUAUUUGAAUACUCAUGA